CCCAAAUGCACUGAGGACACGGACAGGAGGGGGAGACAGAGAAUAGCAGAAUCAACAAGGAUUUUUGCAGAAUACAAAGAAUGAAUCCCAUAGUGACUGAUGCCCAGGGGCGGACUGACAAAUCAUGGGGCCCCCAGGCAAUAGGGGAUCAUGGGGCCUCUGUGUUCUUGCCCAAACUCAAAAAAGCCUAUGAAAAAGGUACCAGGGGCAUCUCACGGGGCCCCCUAAUGACCCCGGGUCCUCGGGCAGCGCCCGAGUUUCCAAAUGGUCAGUCCGCCCCUGCUAGUGCCAUUGUAAUACUGUUCUAAU
Molecule: messenger RNA, 309 nt
Organism: Staurois parvus
Lineage: Eukaryota; Metazoa; Chordata; Amphibia; Anura; Ranidae
Source: the annotation of a GenBank genome assembly